GGGCUCUUAGAAGGAGUUUGUAAAACACUUUCUUUGGAGUCGGUCGGCUCGGAAAGGGGCUGUCUUUGCGCGGGAGCGGAAGGUGGGGGCGCGAGUGCUCUCCGGUACAACCGGCAUCUUGGUGCCGACCUUUUACCUUGCAAGGUUUGUGCAGCUCUUGUAGGAAGGCGGGAGAAAACCCCACGACCCAUCCAAAAAGCCCCAGCGAGUAACGGCUUCAGCCCCCACAAAGGACAGGCAAGGAACGUCUCUAGAGAUACAGUGGGUAUCUCUUGCCAGCUGCUUGCAGCAGGGAGGAGCAAACUCGCAAAGGGAGAUAGAUAACGUCCUUCAGCCUUUGUUCGGAGAUAAUCUUGUUCGUUCUGGCAGCAGGCUCUAGGAAGGGUUCUGUACUUUUAAGAAGGCAUUUCUCUUAGCGUCAGGGUAAGGGACCUAGCCGUGCAUGCAUCCUACCUCUUUUUCUAACCUGAGGCUCUUGUGACGCUUUACCAAGGGAAGCAGCUAAUUACACUCGUUUUACAUGUAGGGAAACUGCAGUCCUGAGAAUAGAGUUCAUUGCCCCAGGCUACACAGCUCAUCAGUGGGAGAAAAGCUGAAACUCACCCGCUGGUGCUUGAGUCUACUGCUGCUUGUGUGCGUGGAACGAUUCUCUGCUAGUGUAAUUCCGUUUUUAUUUUACUUCUGCUGUUCUUACGCAGUGUUCUUCCUGCACUUCACUGCUUUAAGAUCUGUUGCCUGCUGUGUGUGCAGAUCUGAGCUGUUACUUUUUUUUUUUUUUCCUGUAGAAGCUCUAAAUAAGAGCUCUUUGCUUACCUUUCUGCCCACCUGCCAAAGAGCAGGUAUCUUUCAGCAGUCAUGUUCCACGGAGGUGAAACUGAGUGACUCAAAGUUAGCUGGCCCGGAUUCAGACUGACAGCAUAGUCGAGAUGCUCCGUGAGCUAUACCCUGAUCUCCGCUUUGAGAUCGUUGCCAUGUCAACGACCGGAGACAAGAUCUUGGACACAGCGCUUUCCAAGAUCGGGGAGAAGAGCCUCUUCACCAAAGAGCUGGAAAAUGCACUUGAAAGAAAUGAAGUUGACCUUGUGGUUCACUCCUUGAAGGACCUGCCAACUUCUCUUCCUCCUGGCUUUACCAUUGGCGCUGUCUGCAAAAGGGAGAAUCCGCUUGAUGCUGUUGUCUUUCAUCCCAAAAACUGUGGGAAAACUCUGAGCCUCCUUCCUGAAAAGAGCGUGAUUGGAACCAGCUCGCUUCGGAGAGCAGCCCAGCUCAAAAAGAAGUUCCCUCAGUUAGAAUUCAGGGAUAUUAGAGGGAAUUUAAAUACCCGCUUGAAGAAGCUAGAUGAGAAGGAAGACUUCAGUGCCAUCAUCCUGGCUGCUGCCGGGCUGAAGAGGAUGGGCUGGGAGAAUCGCAUUGGCCAGCUCCUAAGCCCUGAAGAUUGUCUGUAUGCCGUUGGACAGGGUGCCUUAGCAGUGGAAGUUCGUGCCAAAGACCAAGAGAUACUGAAUAUGGUAUCUGCUCUGCACGAUGUAGACACUGUGUUAUGCUGCAUUGCUGAGAGAGCCUUUAUGAAACGUUUGGAGGGUGGAUGUAGCGUCCCUGUCGCUGUCAACACGAUGCUGAAAGAUGGCCAGUUGUAUUUGACGGGAGCAGUUUACAGUCUGGAUGGAUCUGAUAGCCUGAAGGAGACUAUGCAGACCAGUGUCAAUUAUCCCCAAAGGAAUGAAGAUGGACCAAAUGAUGAUGUGCAGCACGUUGGCAUCACAGCCAAGAAUGUCCCCGGUCAGGCCCAGGAAGCUGCAGAGAACCUUGGUGUUGAACUAGCUAGUUUACUUCUGAGUAAGGGAGCUAAGCAUAUCCUUAGUGUGGCAAGGCAGCUCAACGAUGCCCGCUAAACCUGUGGUGUGGUUGGCACGAUUGCUGCAAGUCUAGUGAGUCUUUGCAGCCACACUGUUGUCCUCCUUUGGAGGAAGGGGUUUAUUUAAAUGUUCACACUGGUCUUUGUUUGGGCACAAAAACUUGAAAUACUAAGUUAACUAAUUUAAGUCACAUAUGCUGUUGAGGGUUUGCAUCCCUCUCUGCAUUUCUUUAAAUUGCAAAAGUGUUUCUAUUAAGUUCUUUGAACAAUUCUUGUACUUAGGAAGGUUAAAAAAAAUAAACAAUCUGUAAGGGCUCUA
Molecule: messenger RNA, 2174 nt
Organism: Athene cunicularia (burrowing owl)
Lineage: Eukaryota; Metazoa; Chordata; Aves; Strigiformes; Strigidae
Gene: HMBS
Product: hydroxymethylbilane synthase
Exons: 13
Coding region: 927-1892 (321 amino acids)
Biological process (GO): heme biosynthetic process
Cellular component (GO): cytoplasm
Molecular function (GO): hydroxymethylbilane synthase activity
Source: RefSeq, a predicted model, not a curated record